UGUACUAUGAAAAAGGUAAAAACGAGCUAUUCUAGAUAAUUUUAAUAAUUUGUAGCAUACUACUUAUUAAACCAUGUUCAACGUCAACAAUAUUUGUAUAUAACAUCAUUAACUUAAAACUUACAAUCGUUGAUUAUAACUAUACACUACAAGACAUCGUUUGGUAAUCAUUUCAGCAACGGAUCUAGGAAAACAAAGCGAGUCUUCUUCUCCGUGUCGUAUCCAGACAAAUAUCGAAUCUUUAAGAACAUGACAUUUGAUAUAAGCUUAUUGGAGCCUAACGAAGUUUGCAUAAACUUGAAAUUGCUUAAGCGAUUUUGUUUUUUUCAUCUAUGUGAUCCAAAGAGCAAAACACUUUUCAAUUUAAAUGUUUACCAUAUGGCUUAUUACAUCAUAAGUUUCUUAGUUGGUAGUUUAGUAAUUUAUGGAUUAAUGGGUUAUGUUACUGAGAAGGAAAAUGCAUUUAAUAUUGCUAACGACAUACAGAUAAUGUUUGUUUGCAUACUAUAUUAUACGUGUUUAAUUAUAAUAUUUACAUUCAUUUAUAAUGCAAAUAACAUUUGGAAUUUACUCAAUGUAAUUAGAAUGCAUUUUUUGAGCAGCAUACAGUGUCAAAAACAUAUUGGAAUUCUCCAAAAAUAUCGCAAAAAAUCAAUAAAAAUUACAAAUUACAUAAGUUUUUUAAUAAUAUUAUCUAGUGUCUUAUGGUUCUUGUAUCCUCUAGUGCUGAUGUUAUUUCAAAAAGAAGACGCAUACAAAUCAAAUCAACGCUUUGAGAAUAUUUUCAACUUUCGGUUCCCCGUGACCAAUAGUUACUAUAAUAAUAAUUUUUUUAUAUUUUAUAUUAUUGAGUUAUCUAUUGGAUUGCCUCUAGCCUACAUGCAUUUAGUGAGUGGAGUUUUCUUUAUUUCUCUUUGUUGUGUUUUGAUUGCUCAAUAUGAGAUGAUUCAAAAAGCUUACAAAAAUGUCAACAGUGAACUGAAUUAUGAAAAUAGCAUUAAACACAAAAAUGAUGUUAACAUUAACGAUUGUUUUGAUGAUUUAGUAUCAAUUAUGAAGGAUCAACAAAAACUUUUUGAGAAAUUAAAAUUAUUUCAUUCUACGUUUAAGCUUGUCAUUUUAUCAAAUGUUGUGGUAUAUUCGUGGUCUAUCAUAAUUUUAAUAUAUUCAUCCACUCUGAUAUUAUUUACGUCAUCAGAAUCAAUACCAAUGCUUACUAUAAUCAAAUUGUUAACAACAUUUGGAACCGUUAUUGUUCUUUUACUACUCCUUUGUUAUUUAUUGGAGCGCAUUAAUAACAUUAAAGAGUCUGUCCAUUUCGGGAUGUAUAAUUGUAAUUGGACAUCAAUGAAUUUAAGAUCGAAAAAAAUGUUAUUAUUAUCAAUGCAGAUGAAUAAUGCUAAUAAAUUGAUGAUUAAAAUAACACCGAGAAAAAUCAUCGACCUACAAUUUUUUAACAGCGUGAUAAUCACAUGCUAUAACAUUAUCUCAGCUAUGUUGAAUAUAACUUCUAAAUAAAAAGAAGAUGAAGUAAUAUCAACAAAAUUUCAACAGACAUUUCGAUUCAUUUUAUUAUUUUUAUUAUUAAUAAUGAUAGUUUAUGUAAUCAUUGUCAAUGGUACAUAUAUUAGACGCAUUUUUAUCAAAAUUUUGUCUCACUUCUUCAUGUUUAUAUAUAUAUUAACUUAUUGUAUAUAUGCACCUUAUGUUAGAAUUUUGAUAUGGAUUAUCAAUUAUUAUAAUUAACACUGUAAAUGCAUAUCAAUGCAAAUCUC
Messenger RNA from Rhopalosiphum padi (bird cherry-oat aphid), 1775 nucleotides. Its product is annotated as odorant receptor 4-like. The transcript is spliced from 8 exons. Gene Ontology annotation, biological process: detection of chemical stimulus involved in sensory perception of smell; sensory perception of smell. Gene Ontology annotation, molecular function: olfactory receptor activity; odorant binding. Gene Ontology annotation, cellular component: plasma membrane. The coding region runs from base 250 to 1518 and encodes 422 amino acids. Lineage: Eukaryota; Metazoa; Arthropoda; Insecta; Hemiptera; Aphididae. The record is from RefSeq and is a predicted model, not a curated record.